Cucurbita moschata (crookneck pumpkin) is the source of this 686-nucleotide messenger RNA. Its product is annotated as succinate dehydrogenase assembly factor 1, mitochondrial-like. Lineage: Eukaryota; Viridiplantae; Streptophyta; Magnoliopsida; Cucurbitales; Cucurbitaceae. Gene Ontology annotation, biological process: mitochondrial respiratory chain complex II assembly. The record is from RefSeq and is a predicted model, not a curated record. The coding region runs from base 59 to 391 and encodes 110 amino acids. The transcript is spliced from 3 exons. Gene Ontology annotation, cellular component: mitochondrion.
AAAGCUAGUGGCAACGAGUAUUCCGAAAGAAGCAACUGCAGGGAGGAAGGUGGAAGCAAUGGGUAUCUCAUCGGGGCCGAAGCUCUCAGGGUUGCAAAAGCAAGUGCUCAGUCUAUACAGAUCAUUUCUUCGAGCAGCUCGUUCCAAAUCCGCCGAAGAUCGACGGCAAAUGGAAUCGGUUGUCGCCGCUGAGUUCCGCCGAAACGCCAAGCAAAUCGAUCGCAAAAAUUUCAUCCACAUCGAGUACCUUCUUCGUCGAGUGACGAUCAAUUUUGGAAAACAGUCCAAGUCGGUGGUAGAAUCCUUGAAAUGCUUGAAAAUGUGGACAAUGGAUUUUUCUUCCUUUGUGAGGUUAAGUGAAAUCCUAAGCGAUAUACGGUUUUGUGAUUAGCCCAUCCAAUCGUCUUUGUUCAAGCCGAGGGAACACAAUUGCCAAUUGCAAUAUGUCGACCACUAAGCAAAGAGUCGUAGAUAAAGGUAGAGUUUCAUUACCAAGACAACGUUGUGCACGAUUGACAACUAAGUCCAUAGUCAGACAAAUAGGAUUUUUUUUCGCGUGCAUAAAAAACUUGUCAUGCAUGCAAGCAUCGACCUUAUUUUUAGUAGGAAAAUAUGCAUCAUGACCUAUGUAUCUUGACUUAAAAUAUGGGACUUCAUGCAUGUGGUAUACAAACACCGGUUACUUC